Molecule: messenger RNA, 306 nt
Organism: Chiloscyllium plagiosum (whitespotted bambooshark)
Lineage: Eukaryota; Metazoa; Chordata; Chondrichthyes; Orectolobiformes; Hemiscylliidae
Source: RefSeq, a predicted model, not a curated record
UUUAAGACGGACAAUGCCAGGGCCUCACCUCAGCCACCCACACAGAUGCCUCAACAGCAACAGAGUCACCUCCCUCAGGCCCAGCUCAUGUUGGCGAGCAGUCAGCUGGCAGGGCUCACUGCCCUGUUACCAGCGCAGCAGCAGCUCCUGCUACAACAGGCACAGGCGCAGUUGUUGGCAGCUGCAGUCCAGCAGAGCAAUGCAGCGGCCGUUUCCCAGCAUUCCGCUCAUGAGCUGCAGCAACCCAGCAGCCAGCAGCAGCCAGCAGCGUUAGCACUAUCGCAACCAAUCCAAAUUACUGCCCAG